CUGAUCAGCUGAACCCCCGAGAAACCUUUUGAGUUUCGACCCAUCCGCGUCGCUCUGCUGGUUUUCCAUGGCGAAGACUCGCGGCGGAGCGCAGCGCCGGUCCGGCGCGAAGGGUGCGCCCAUGAAGAAAGCGGCAGAAGACGGCGGAGGGAGCUGCGAGGGAGAGGAAAGUCGCGAACCUGAGACUGGAAGUGGUGAUCUUGCGAGAGUCGGGUUCGGAGAUGGUCGCCCGCGGAGGCAGGAAGGUGGCGACGGCACCCGGGAGAGAAGAGUUCGCUUCGCCGGUGAGGAAGAGGUAGAGGGGGACGGAGGUGGCGGUUCGAAGGACGGAGCCGAUGUUGCUUGCGAGGAAAGUAAAGUGGCCGAGGGAACUGUAAAUUGGGUCGUGUACCGAAGUCUGAUGAAGUUGAGAUCGAGGGAUUGCGGCGCGAAGAGGAAGGUAAUGUACGAUGACGGUGAAGACGAUGGGGGUGUUGCCAAGAAGAGGAUGCAGAGACGGAAGCGCAUGUCGAAGCGAGGAGUUAUGGCAGUUCGCGAAACAGGGGACAAUGAGAAGGAGGAAAGAAGUUUGGCUAGGAAACGGGCCGUCAAAAUUCUCGAUGUUGCAAGGAAAGGAGCAAAAACAGGCAAAGAUGAAGAAACUGUGAGGGAAAGAGGUUUAGGAAUUGGCAAAAGUUCAUCGCAAAAGAAAAGGAAAAGCCAGCUGAUGGAAACAGAGAGUGACGCGGGGAUAAACGAAGUGAAGAAAGUAGUGAGACCAAGGAGACAUGAACCUAAGUGGUUAGAAGAUGAGUGUCGAAUGUGCCAUCAAUGCCAGAAAAGUGAUAAAGAUCGUAUUGUUCGGUGUAAAAGUUGCAAGAGGAAGAGAUUUUGUGCGUCCUGCAUUAAGAAUUGGUAUCCUAUGACAAAAGAGGAAGAUAUUGCCAAAGCUUGCCCAUUUUGUUGUGGGAACUGCAACUGCAAGGCAUGCUUACGUCUAGAUGCACCAAAUUUGAGGAAGAUGGAGUUAGUAACUAAGGAAGAAGCUACUAAGGAUUCCCGAUAUUUGCUGCAAGCACUGUACCCAUUCGUGAAACAAUUUCAUGUGCACCAAAUGAUGGAGGUGGAGUUCGAGGCAAAGAGAAAAGGGCUACCAAUUCAAGAGCUCAACAUUGAGAAGGCAGGAUGUUAUUCAGAUGAACGUGUGUACUGCGACAACUGCAGAACAUCUAUUGUCGACAUUCACAGAUCCUGUCCCAAGUGUUCUUAUGAUCUCUGCCUAGUGUGCUGCCAGGAGAUCCGUGAAGGACAUCUUCAGGCUAGUCAGGAGGAAGUAAUAGUUGAGUACAUUGACAGGGGGGAAAAAUAUUUGCAUGGUCUGAAGGUGGACAGUGUUGAUGUUACAGCUGAACUUAAUCCAUCAGAAGUAAAAUCAGAAACUGGGUGGAAAUUGGCAGAUGAUGGAAGUAUCCCUUGUCCACCAAAUAACAUUGGAGGCUGUGGCGAUGGUCUUCUGGAGUUGAAGUGUAUACUAGAAGAGAAUUUUGUUCUAAGAUUGGUGGAAAAGGCAGAUGUGAUUGCUAGAGAGCUCAUGCCUACUAAUUCAGGACAAGGCCCUCCACAAUGUCCUUGCCUUAACCCAGAAAGCACUGUGGAGAAAAGUGGUAACCAUUUAAUGAAAACUGCAAGUCGAAGUGAUUCUAAUGACAACCAUUUGUUCUGUCCGAAGGCUAAAGAAAUCCAACCUGGGGAUCUAAUACAUUUCCAGAGCCACUGGAUCAGAGGAGAGCCUGUAAUUGUCAGCAAUGUGCUUGAAACUGGAACUGGUUUGAGCUGGGAUCCUAUGGUUAUGUGGCGUGCAGUCCGCCAGAAACCACAUAAAAUACAUGGCCAACAUAUGGAUGUGAAGGCGAUUGAUUGCUUAGAUUGGUGCGAGGGAGAUAUUAAUAUUCACCAGUUUUUUGCUGGAUAUACUGAUGGCAGAUUUGAUAAGCAAUAUUGGCCCCAAUUACUUAAGUUGAAGGACUGGCCUCCUUCUCAUUUGUUUGACGAACGUUUGCCACGUCAUGGUGCUGAGUUUGUUUGCUGCUUGCCUUUUAAGGAGUACACACAUCCUUCCAGUGGUCUCUUAAACCUCGCAGCGAAAUUGCCUCAGAAUUUACUCAAACCAGAUUUGGGUCCAAAAACAUAUAUUGCUUAUGGAUUUGUUGAAGAGCUAGGGCGUGGAGAUUCGGUCACCAAGCUUCACUGUGACAUGUCUGAUGCGGUCAACGUGCUUACACAUACUGCAGAGGUGAGAUAUACAAGGGAACAGAUGAAAAUAAUAGACGAGCUGAAACAAAAACAUCAAAAGCAAGAUCAAAGAGAAGGGAUUGAAGUUUGUCAGGAUCUUAAGAAAAUAACUGACGAUACUACAUGCAGCAACAAUCUUGUAUGCAGGACAGGUGAACGAUGUGAUACUAAUGGUCAUGUUACUUUGGACGGGAGAAUUCCUUUAAGUACAGCAAAUAUGGCCAAGACUGUAGAAGGAGAAGCCAGUCCUCAAGCUAUCGAUGGGACUUAUGGAACUUCAAGAACUUCUGGAGAUGUGUUGGACGCAGUAGAGGGAGGCGCGGUCUGGGAUAUUUUCAGGAGAGAGGAUGUCCCUAAGCUGCAGGAUUAUCUGAAAAAACACUUCAGGGAAUUCAGGCACACUCAUUGUUGUCCUCUGCCUCAGGUUAUGCAUCCAAUACAUGAUCAAACCUUUUAUUUGUCUAGGGAGCACCUAAGGAAGCUAAAGGAGGAAUUUGGAAUAGAACCCUGGACAUUUGUGCAGAAGCUUGGUGAUGCUGUCUUCGUUCCUGCUGGCUGUCCUCAUCAAGUCCGGAAUGUAAAGUCAUGUAUCAAGGUUGCACUAGACUUUGUUUCUGCUGAAAAUGUUGGUGAAUGCAUCCGCUUAACAGAGGAAUUCCGUUUACUUCCCAAAAACCAUCGAGCCAAGGAAGACAAGUUGGAGAUUAAGAAAAUGGUGAUUUAUGCUGUCAAACAGGCUGUCGAGUGUCUGGAGAAUGCGGGAUUCAGGCCCUGAACAGUUGCAUCCAUGUGGUACAAAGUCCAAGCAAUACACUCCUUUUUGUUAUGGUUAUGGUUUUUUUUUGUCAAUUGUAGACUUUGUUUGUUUGAUUAUCUCGUACUUCAAGUGAUCACUUGGUUCUUUUUUGUCAUAUCUUCUUUUGGCUUGGUUGGAGCUGGUGUACAUAGUUUAAAAGAGUCACAGGCAGCAGAAGUCAGAACUUAAUUAAUAGUCGGUGCCCUGUAAGUUGCCAAGUGUGACUCCAAGUCUAUCAUAUUCAGGAGUUCUCGUUUCUUAUUGAA
This is a messenger RNA of Eucalyptus grandis, 3333 nucleotides long. Its product is annotated as lysine-specific demethylase JMJ25-like. Gene Ontology annotation, cellular component: chromatin; histone deacetylase complex. Lineage: Eukaryota; Viridiplantae; Streptophyta; Magnoliopsida; Myrtales; Myrtaceae. The coding region runs from base 68 to 3046 and encodes 992 amino acids. Gene Ontology annotation, molecular function: chromatin DNA binding; transcription coregulator activity; histone H3K9 demethylase activity. The record is from RefSeq and is a predicted model, not a curated record. Gene Ontology annotation, biological process: regulation of transcription by RNA polymerase II. The transcript has 13 exons.